AAGAUUCUAGAUCUCCUCAGCUUUUCAUCCUCUUCUUCAAGGUGUUAUCACUGCAUCUUUAAGGGGUUGUGGUCCUGGAUUCCAGAGUGGCCCGGAGAUGCAGAAGACCAGCAAGAAGAAGCGUCUCUCUUGGACCGGCGGUAACCUCACAAAAGAUCACCUCGCCGUGCACACAGACAGUAACUCACACCUUUCUCCUUCCCUUCACUCGGAGCACAGUGGUACACUGUCCAUCGCCAGCCGCAUCAGAGGGACCCAUUUCAUUUUUGGACCUGUGGGCGCAUUGACAGCUCUCCGACUUGCCCAGCUUGAGACUCAGACACAGAUCGCUCUCCAGCAGCUCGCUAUAUUGGCAUCUGUCAUCGUUGGCAACCAGUAUCACAGCAGUGAUCUUGCAGCGGUGUCGCCUCCUCAUCUUGCCCUCCUAAGUCUUUUAAAUAGACAGCGGGUGUCAACUGUGGGAUUGAAUAGCGACACGAACAGCAAAAACUCCACAUUCAUUCGGCCAAGUUUGUCUUCUGCCAUGUAUUACCAACACCCUCAGCAGCAGGGGUCACAGCCCUUUGCUAACGCUCCCAGGCCUUCUCAACAUCAGACACCUGCAAAUCAACUUCCAAAUGCCUCCAAUAUGCAGGGGAUGGGCUUCCGGUUUCCCCGUCCCACUCAACUCCCCGAUGAGCUGGAAUCUGCCCUGGCUAUCCGGGGGUCCAGAGAUAUGGACCACCGUCAAAUGGACCAUCUGAAUCAACCGGGCCAAGCUUCAGGUUCUGUGAUCGGUCAACAGGGAGGCUGUGGUUCUAAUCCCAUGUCACUCACUGCUGAUAAGCAGCCUGGCCACCAGCAAGGAGUAGACUGGUCAGGCUACCAAGCCCCAGCGAAACUGUUUGGCAAUCAGGCUGCACAACAGCAGCCCCAACCUCGGCAGUCCCACGGCGGUGGAACUGGUGGAGGAGACGGCCAUGGCUUGUACACACCGGAGAGCGCCGGGAGCAUCUUGGCCAGCUUUGGACUUUCAAAUGAGGACUUGGAAGUGUUGAGUCACUACCCGGAUGAUCAGUUAACUCCUGAUACUUUACCCUUCAUACUCCGUGACAUCCAAAUUAACAAGUCGGGCACACCGAAAACUGUGGCUUCCACUUCUACACCUACAUUUUCCCGCAACAUCCAUGAUGUGUCAGUGCAUCCUUCUGGCCCCUCACGCUCGCCAGAGGUGCCCAGCCUUCUUACCGUAACACAGACUGCAGGAAAAGUGAUUGACUACGGCCAUGCUAGUCGGGGAAACGAUGAGAGUACCCCUAGAGAGACAUUCAAAAGAGAACCACUCUCCAGUGAAAGGACUGUUAAAAUGUACCCAGCGUCGUCAUUGUCAACGGUUCAGAAGGUGGAUAAAACUGAAAGUCGGGACGUUCAAAAGGAAGCAAACAAGCACGGAGACCGGGAUUAUCGAAGGACGAGCAGCGAAAAACGCAAGAGGAGCAGGUCACCGGUGAAAAAAUUUCAAUCGUCGCCUAAAUCUCGUAAUCUGGACAGGGACUAUCGACACGAUGGAUCCAAAGCAAGGCCCUCAUCUGCAUCCAGGAACAAGGCUUCUUCAAGACCAGCUCUCUCUUCGUCUGGCUCAAGAGCACAUGGCAGCAGCAGGAAGUUCCCUACUCCUACCAUGAUAAGUGAUUUUGCGGCUGUGCCUCCAAAGGUGUAUCCCCAUACCUGCUCCCUGUGCCACGUACAGUGUGAUGAUGAAAAGGACUUGGUUGACCACAUUAACACGGUCAACCACACCUGUGCCUGCAGAGACCUGCGCAACAAGUUCCCUGAUUGGAAACCAAAUCUGCCAAGGUCAGUCGCCUCAGCAAUCCGGAGUGGCCGCUACGGCAGCCGGGCUCUGUGGCAUCCAGAAGAUGGCUCUCCAUUCCAGUCUGGAUCUCAGUCUCUGGCUCGCUCCCCGACUCCCCCCCGGGGCAAAUACCAGCCGGACGGCCGUCCCCGCCGGCCCGACGGGGCGUCGUACUCCCCCCACCGUCACCCGCGGCCUCAGCCCUACCCAGAGCGGAGCCAUCGGUUUGAAUCCCCGCUCCCCAGAUCGCACAGCCCGCCCUACAAGCCCCGGGCAGCGUCGUCCAGGGACCCGCGGCCGGAGAGGAGCAGCCGCGAAUCAGCAGGAAGUUUGCCUGGCCGGGGUGUGAAACGGCCACACGAUGAUUCCAGCAAGGCUUCUGCAUCCCAGCCCUUUCCUAAAAGCAUCAAAGCCUCGGCCAAGCCCGGAACCAAAACAGCCAAGAUGGCUGUUAAAGCUCCACCCCCCCAGAAGAAGAAGGUGGUGGUGAUCCCGGCCCCCCACGACCGGCUGGUUUAUCUGACGGGGAUUCCUGCAGACGCCUCGGAGCAGGAGCUCACCGACCUGGUGGGAUCGUUCGGAAAGAUCAAUAAUGUCACCCUCAUGCCGUGUUCGGAGGAGGAGAGUGAGAAGGAGCAGGGACAGAAGGCGUCUGUCUGCAUGAUGACGGCUGAAGGAGCUCAGGCUCUGGCUUCCUCUGAGAGCCUGAGCAUCCGAGACCAGGAGAUCACAGCUUCAGCCCCCAUGGUAACCACGUGUAAGCGCAGACACCGCAAACGAAGACACCGGUCCCACAGAGCUAAGCAUGAAUUUGAGGAAUUAUCUGAUUUCAGACCUGGCGAGGAGCAGGACAACUCUGGAGACGAGGCCGAGAAGAGCACGUUUCAGAAGGGCAAAGUGUUGAUCACAGGACUCCCUAAGGACGGCUGGUCGGAGACGGACAUCGUCCAGCUGGUCCAGCCCUUCGGGACGCCGUCCGACGUCAUCCUGGCAGCAGACGUGGGCAAGGCCCUCGUGUCCCUGCCAGACGUGGAGACGGCUCAGGAGAUGGUGAAAGUCACCGCCUUCAAACCUGCCCAGGUGAACGGGGCUGAGGUGAAGGUGGAACUGGUCAAGCAGGACGUCGGCCUCCGUCUGCCGGUGGCGCUGUACAACCUGCUCAUGGGCUCCACAGCUCUGCUGGAGAGCGCGGCCCCGGUGUCCUGGAACUCCCUCCUGGUGAUCAGGAACGUCCCCGACACGCCGUCCAGCUCUUCCCAGGUCCUGAAACUGGUGCGACGCUUCGGCACCGUCAUCAAGACUCUGGCGCUCCCCGGCAUGGUGGUGUGUGAGAUGGCCACCCCCCCCAUGGCCUUUUCCGUUUUUAAACGCUUCCAGACAUUCCCCUGCAUCAUCAACCACAACCCCCUGUUCUUCUGCCGCAAGCCGGACCCCAAAUUCCGCCUGCAGACUAAAGUCAUCGCAGCGUGUUGUGAUUCACCUGAGGUGAAACCUGCCAACGGGGAAGACGGCCAGCCUGCAGGAGCUGCAGAGGAGGAGAGAGCUGCCCAGGAGGAGCAGAGCUCUGAGCCGCCUCUGCAGGACCAGGACCAGGACGGGGGUGGAGCCCAGGGCUGUGUGGACACGGCUGGAGAGGAAUCUGCAGGAGAGAAGCAGAGCAACGUGGAGGAAGAGCAGGACAAUCCUGAUCCCUCAGCUGCACCAAGUGCUACAGUAGACUCUCACCCUGGGACUGAGAUCAGCGAGGCGGCAGCAGCAGCUGAGCCUGAGCCGGCAGAAGUGAAGCCAGCAGUCGGUGUCUCUGACGGAGAUGGGGUUCCUGCCGGGGAGACAAAAGCGUCUGACGGUGAUGAUGCAGCAGCCGUGCCCAAACUCCCGAAGAUGACUCAAGCCAUGGUCAACGCUCUGCUGGUGGAGUGCAGAACCAGAACCGCCAGCAGCACCGCGGCCCCCCCUAGCGGGGAGCAGGAGGAGGUGGCCCCGGAGCCGGGGGACAAGUCCACAGAAAAGACCAAAGAUACGGCCAAGAGCCCCGCCCAAGAAGAAGAGGGGGGGAAGAAACAGGACAGGGAGAGAACGGAGAGGGAGGCGAGGAGGGAGAAGGAGAGGGAGAGGAGGGAGAGGGAACGGAGGGCCUUCGAAAAGGAGAGGGCCCGGAGGGAGAAGGAACGAGCAGAGAAGGCCCGGAGGGAGAGGGAACGGAGAGAGGAGGAAAGAAAAGAGUGGGAGAAGAGAGAGAAAGAGAGGAGGGAGAGGAGGAGAGGUCACGGCGAGGGGCACAGGUCUUACCAGCGGUCGGAGGGCUCCAGGCACGGAUCCUGGAGGGAGGACUGGUCCGGCCUGGAGGAGGACAGCACCAAGGCCCAGGACGACCUGGAGGAUUUCCCCUUCAACAUGAGUGACUUUGUGACGCUGGAUGAGGUAGGAGAUGUGACCGACCUUCCCACCGUUCCCACGGAGACCUGCGAGGAGGCCGGUGCCCCGUCAGCGGGCCAGGACGCUCCGUCAGCGGGCCAGGACGCCCCGUCAGCGGGCCAGGACGCCCCGUCAGCGGGCCAGGACGCCCCGUCAGCGGGCCAGGACGCCCCGUCAGCGGGCCAGGACGCCCCGUCAGCGGGCCAGGGCGCUCCGUCAGCGGGCCAGGACGCUCCGUCAGCGGGCCAGGACGCUCCGUCAGCGGGCCAGGACGCUCCGUCAGCGGGCCAGGACGCUCCGUCAGCGGGCCAGGACGCUCCGUCAGCGGGCCAGGACGCUCCGUCAGCGGGCCAGGACGCUCCGUCAUCGGGCCAGGACGCUCCACAGGACGUGCCCCUAGAUGCCCCGGAGCCCCUAGACGCCACAGCGCCCCUAGACGCCCCGACGCCCCAGGAAGAGUGUGACGAGCAGCGGUCGGAGCCCGAGGGCCAGAGCACCGCAGCAGCUGAGGAUUCAAGCGGUUCGGUGGAGCCGGAUUCCACAGCUCGCCUGGACCCCGACGCCGCAGCAUCCGCUGCGCCCGCCUCUCCAGGCACAGCCCUGGGGACAGCCCCCCCGCCUGGCAUCAACCUGGAGCCCGACACGGCUGAAACGACCACGCGGGACUCCACCCCAGAGGACAGACCUCCCUCCACCCCAGGCCCUGCAGCCUCACCUGACCCUCCCUCAGGUGGGGGGACUGCUGAGAGGGAAGCGGAAAUGAAGAGCCUUCCCACUCCAGCUAGCGGCGAGGAGGUGUCGGAGGUGUCGGAGGUGUCCCAGAAACUGCAGGAGGAAGAGAACAAGGACCAGACGGAUGCAGAUGGAGACGCAGGGCAGCUGGAGACGAUGGAGCGCUGCGACGAGUCCCGGAUGGACAGCAGCACUAGGACGGAGCAGCCCCUGCCCCCCUAUGACCCCCACACUGCUGUCGGUUUGGAGUAUCUGGUUCCCAAGACGGGCUUCUUCUGUAAGGUGUGCAGUCGCUUCUUCAGCGGAGCCAAGCUGGCCGAGAUCAGCCACUGCAAGAGCUUGAAGCACUACGAGCAGCUGCAGAAAUUCCUGCAGACUUCAGAUUCAUCCAGCGCUGCUGUCAGAGUGGACUCCACCUGAAUCCUCUUCUUCGGCCUGUUUUCACCGCUCUAACUGUUUUGUUGUCAUUUCACUAUUAGGGUCCAGAUUUGCAGAUGAGUUGAUUAGUUACACGUUAUACCUCUGUUGUUGUGGUAUUUUUUUUAAUAUGUACAGCUAAGUGAAAUAUUAUGGAAUCUGGUGCAGUCUAUGACUGUCCUCGGCAAGUUCUGUGCACAUCAAAUAAAAGGCUUUUCCUGAGCUGUCUG
Molecule: messenger RNA, 5628 nt
Organism: Cololabis saira (Pacific saury)
Lineage: Eukaryota; Metazoa; Chordata; Actinopteri; Beloniformes; Belonidae
Exons: 26
Coding region: 98-5401 (1767 amino acids)
Cellular component (GO): nucleus
Molecular function (GO): zinc ion binding; RNA binding
Source: RefSeq, a predicted model, not a curated record